UCACUGCUUAUUAUUAUUAUUAUUAUUAUUAUUAUUUAUUUAUUUUUCUUUAAUCAAACUCAGCUCAAACCACCUCCGUCCGACUCUCCUUAUUCUUCGCCGGUGACCGCAAGAAUUUUCUAGAAAUCUACAUUUUAACAAAAACCCACUUGCAUUCCACCCAUUUCACACUCUUCUAUCAAUCUUUCAAGAAAAAGACUCGAUCUUUAAAGAAAAUAAUCACUCUUCUUUAAAAUCGUUAAAUAAUUUAAAUUUCACACUUUCUUUCUUUCGGAAAAAAAGAAUCGAAAAUUUUCAUUACUUAAAGAAAAGAAUCGAAAUUUGUUUAACAUUCGUUCUUUAAAGAAAAGAAUUGAAGAAGAUGGGUGUUGAUUACUACAAUAUACUGAAAGUGAACCGGAAAGCGGCUGAUGAUGAUCUCAAAAGGGCUUACAAGAGGCUAGCAAUGAAGUGGCAUCCUGAUAAGAACCCGCUUAACAAGAAAGAAGCAGAGGCCAAGUUUAAGCAGAUAUCUGAAGCAUAUGAUGUACUUAGUGACCCGCAAAAGCGUCAGAUCUAUGACCUUUAUGGAGAAGAGGGGCUUAAGAGUUUUGAAUUUGGUGGUGGUGAUGCGCCGCCACCGCCGCCACAGACGGCGGCGAAUGGGGGAUUCCGGUUUAAUCCGAGGGAUGCGGAAGACAUUUUUAAUGAGUUUUUUGGUGGAUCUGGCGGCGGCGGUGGGAGUGCGAAGAACGGGUUUCAUAAGAACGGGGAGAUGGGGAAUCAAGGGACUAAAAAGGCGGCGGCGAUUGAGAGUAAGUUGUUGUGUAGUCUGGAGGAGCUGUAUAAAGGAACUAGAAGAAAGAUGAGAAUUUCUCGUUCAGUUCCUGACGGUUUCGGGAAGCCAAAGACUGUAGAUGAAAUCUUGAAGAUAGAUAUAAAACCAGGGUGGAAGAAAGGCACAAAGAUUACAUUCCCAGAGAAAGGGAACCAAGAACCCGGUGUUGUUGCGGCUGAUCUUAUUUUCGUGGUGGAUGAGAAGCCUCACUCUGUCUUUAAGAGAGAUGGGAAUGAUCUAAUCGUUAAUCAGAAACUUUCAUUACUAGAGGCUCUUACAGGGAAGACUGUAGAUUUGACUACCUUGGAUGGAAGGUAUCUUUCAAUUCCAGUGACGGAUAUCAUAAAACCGGGGCAUGAGAUCGUAAUUCCAAAUGAAGGAAUGCCAAUCUCAAAAGAACCACACAAGAAAGGAAAACUUAGAAUCAAGUUUGAUGUGACAUUUCCAUCCAGACUCACUGCAGAACAGAAAUCUGAUCUCAAGAGGGUGCUGGGCGGCGUCGAUGCUUAAUGCGUGAGGUUGUGUUGCUGAUCAUCUAUCAAUGCUAAUUUAUUGAAUCUAAAGUGUAAAUACCUUACGUUCCCACUCUUCUUCUAGACCAAGUCUGUGCAUAGUAGUAGGAAGAAACUCAAGCAUUCUGAAGCACUAAUAUUAGUUAAUGUGGCAUUAUUAUCCUUGGCUAUUCUCAUAGCUGCCACAAGAUGACUCCUAAUUUAAAUUUUUAUACUAGUGAUCUAAUUUUUAGUGUUUUUUGCUUUGAAAAGAAGAAGAAGAAGAAGAAGAAGAAGAAGAAGAAGAAAAUUCUCUGUAUUAUGUAAUCAGAGAAUGAUGAUAUUCAAUGCAUUUGACUCGUUUCAUCUCAAA
Molecule: messenger RNA, 1681 nt
Organism: Ricinus communis (castor bean)
Lineage: Eukaryota; Viridiplantae; Streptophyta; Magnoliopsida; Malpighiales; Euphorbiaceae
Product: dnaJ homolog subfamily B member 1
Exons: 2
Coding region: 362-1327 (321 amino acids)
Cellular component (GO): cytosol
Molecular function (GO): protein-folding chaperone binding
Source: RefSeq, a predicted model, not a curated record